Messenger RNA from Jatropha curcas, 1156 nucleotides. RefSeq names its product Ribosomal protein L13 family protein. Lineage: Eukaryota; Viridiplantae; Streptophyta; Magnoliopsida; Malpighiales; Euphorbiaceae. The record is from RefSeq and is a predicted model, not a curated record. Gene Ontology annotation, biological process: negative regulation of translation; translation. Gene Ontology annotation, cellular component: ribosome; mitochondrial large ribosomal subunit. Gene Ontology annotation, molecular function: structural constituent of ribosome; mRNA binding.
ACCCAGCCCACACCAUAUGCACACCACCGUAGCUAAACCCCCUAUGUCAAAAGUUUCUCGUCUCCAUCUAGUCUGCAAACAAACCCUACUGCUACUCAAGGUGAAUGAUUUGUGGGUGAUAAACGAGAAUACUCAUCGUACAGGGAAACAUGGCUAGCCAAGCAGCUAGCUCUUUCAAUGGCAACGUGAAGAAAGCGAUUGCUGGCCUCAGACGUAUCAAUCUUGAAGGCUUGCGUUGGAGAGUAUUUGAUGCUAAAGGCCAGGUCCUUGGAAGAUUAGCAUCUCAAAUAUCAACAGUAGUUCAAGGCAAAGAUAAGCCUACAUAUGCUCCAUAUCGUGACGAUGGGGAUAUGUGCAUUGUUCUUAAUGCGAAGGAUGUAUGCGUUACAGGGAGAAAGAUGACGGAUAAGUUUUAUCGCUGGCAUACUGGGUAUGUGGGCCAUCUCAAAGAAAGGAGUUUAAAGGAUCAGAUGGCGAAAGAUCCUACUGAAGUAAUUCGCAAAGCUGUCCUGCGAAUGCUUCCUAGAAACAAAUUGCGUGAUGAUAGAGAUCGAAAGCUGAGAAUUUUUGCUGGAAGUGAGCACCCCUUUGGUGAUCGGCCCCUUGAACCAUAUGUAAUGCCUCCUAGAGCAGUGCGAGAAAUGCGGCCACGUGCCAGACGAGCCAUGAUUCGAGCUCAGAAAAAAACUGAACAGCAAGAACAAGGUGGUAAUGAUAAGCAAAAAGGCAGAAAGAAAGAAGUUUAAGAAGAGACUGAGUGAAACUUGGGAGGGCUAAUGAUACAAGAUUGUGAAGAAACAAAGAAGUUGAACUGAAAAUGGAUGAACUAAAAUUGGAAAACUAGUGUCCAUCUGUCAAAUAGAUGUUUUCUUAUUCUGUAUGUAACUUGCCAUAAAUGAUCAUGGAUCCCAUUCUGUCAGAAAUUGAAGUAUUACUCUCCUGGUUCUUGAAAUUCCUGUUAGGUCUAUCAUCAGUCUGAGAGAGAAAUGGGACUGUGAUUGCUGCAAGUUCUUAGGUUGUCCUGGGAAUUCUUUUCUCCGGACAUAUUUUCUGUGAGAAAAUGCAAUACUGAAUUUUGGCUGAUGGCUGUUGAUGUCCGAAAAUGCACAUGUAUCGCCAGUGUCGUAUGCAUUAACCAGCGGUUCAGAUAAUUAAA